Messenger RNA from Protopolystoma xenopodis, 265 nucleotides. The record is from the annotation of a GenBank genome assembly. NCBI's taxonomy places the organism in Eukaryota, Metazoa, Platyhelminthes, Monogenea, Polystomatidea, Polystomatidae.
CAAGGGUAGCCCUGGGCCAGGAUUCGUGCUCCCUGUAGGUUUUGUUCCUGGGCAGGCGUUUGCAUUGACUGAUUGUCGUAAAUUGCGUCUCACCGAUGCUACAGGAGCUCGUCUUGUCAGGCUUGUACGCUUGCGCAACUUGUGGCCCUCUGCCCGUGUAACUUGGGCCGGAGCCUGGUCAGAAGCAUCAGCCGAAUGGCUCAGCCUACCAGCUGAGGAUCGAGUUAAAGUAGGCCUUGUCAAAGGAGAUGGAGAAUUUUGGUGA